AUGCUAUGGAGGGGACCCGGCCGGUUGCUUUCGCCCGCCAGCCUCAGAGGCAUCCCGGGUGGACUCAUUCCCCUCAUCGGCUUCAUCGGCCUCGGCCUGGGCAGCGCUGCUCUGUACCUGCUCCGCCUGGCCCUCUAUAGCCCUGAUGUGAGCUGGGACAAGAAGAACAACCCAGAGCCGUGGAAUAAACUGAGUCCAACCGACCAAUACAAGUUCUUGGCGGUUUCCUCCCUACAAGAAGCUUGAAGAGGUCGUCCUGACUUCUGA
Chelonoidis abingdonii (Abingdon island giant tortoise) is the source of this 267-nucleotide messenger RNA. The record is from RefSeq and is a predicted model, not a curated record. Lineage: Eukaryota; Metazoa; Chordata; Testudines; Testudinidae.